Bicyclus anynana (squinting bush brown) is the source of this 1039-nucleotide messenger RNA. RefSeq names its product 60S ribosomal protein L23a (gene RpL23A). The coding region runs from base 121 to 993 and encodes 290 amino acids. Gene Ontology annotation, molecular function: structural constituent of ribosome; rRNA binding. The record is from RefSeq and is a predicted model, not a curated record. Gene Ontology annotation, biological process: ribosomal large subunit assembly; translation. NCBI's taxonomy places the organism in Eukaryota, Metazoa, Arthropoda, Insecta, Lepidoptera, Nymphalidae. Gene Ontology annotation, cellular component: ribosome; cytosolic large ribosomal subunit. The transcript is spliced from 5 exons.
UGAGCUUGUCGUAACGUCUAUAGAUAGCUUAAAUAAUGCCUAAAAAAUAUAUUACUUGUCUAUGUCUAUUGAUAUUAUUUGCAUCUGGCAACUUCAUCUAGUCUCCAUCUUUUUGUCACGAUGCCUCCUAAGAAGCAACCAGAGAAAUCCGGAUCUUCCGGGUCCAAGCCCGCAGAGAAAAAGCCUGCAACGGCUAAAACACCCGCCGCAGCUCCAAAAGCUGCAACUGCGACUAGUAGUGCCCCGAAGCCUGCGACCGCUAAAACUCCCGCUCCUGCACCUAAAACAGCAGCACCUAAAGCUGCGCCCGCGGCGAAGCCUGCAGCAGCCAAACCUGCUUCAGCUCCAGCAGCAAAGCCGGCUGAAAAGAAACCAGCAACAGCUGCACCCACUGCAAAACCUGGUUCAGCUAAAGCGGCUGCAUUGAAAGCCAAGUCUAGUGCAAAGCCCUCAGUCAAAAAGGCAGCAGCUGCAUCGAAACCAUCCAAGCCAAAACCAGCAGCAGCCAAAUUGAAAAUUGCACCUAAGCCCAAGAAAACAGGAAUCAAGGGACAAAAGAAAGUAGUGAAGCCAGUUGUUAAGGCACUCAAAACUCAAAGGAAGGUUGUCAAAGGAGAACAUGGAAAGCGUGUACGUAAGAUUCGCACAUCUGUGCACUUCCGUAGGCCCAAAACGUUUGAGCCUCCAAGAAAUCCUAAAUACCCCAGGAAAUCUCUGCCCAAGAGGAAUCGUAUGGAUGCUUACAACAUCAUUAAAUUCCCCUUGACCUCUGAAGCAGCGAUGAAGAAGAUUGAGGACAACAAUACCUUGGUAUUCAUUGUUCACACAAGCUCUAACAAGCACCACAUCAAGGCUGCAGUCAAGAAGCUGUAUGACAUCAAUGUUGCUAAAGUGAACACUCUGAUCAGACCCGAUGGCAAGAAGAAGGCAUACGUAAGACUCGCAAGAGACUAUGAUGCGUUAGAUGUUGCCAAUAAGAUUGGAAUCAUAUAAACAUUGUACAAUAUUUUCUAAGAAUACAAAAUUUUAAAACUUGGAA